UAAAAACUUUCGAUGAUAUGUUUGCUAAUCCCUAAUUGUAACCAUUUCAUUUAUGGUAUUUGGCGCUUAAGUAUGAUUUGAAACUAAACCAUCAAUGCAAUUAGAUCAAUUAUUGGAAUUGAUAACUACCUUCUUUUAUCUGAUAUCCCAACUAUUCCUUAUUGGAAAGUCAAACAAUGUGGGGUUUGAUCAUUCACCAACUCCGAAAUUAAUCGAUUCUGACAUUUAUUCCAACCUUUUCACCUAUGCUCAUCUCAUAGACAUUUCAUAUUGCAUUUCUAGUAUAUCUGGGAUCAAAGAACCGUUUGAAUGUGACUUGGCGUGUGAAUCAAGAUUUCCAAAUGUAACGCUUGUUUAUCAAUGGUAUUAUGAUGACUCGGUAACUGGAUACAUAGCAACGACUUAUUCAAAUAUCUUUAAUUAUAAUGAUACAAACUCAGCCGGUGGUAGUGAAAAGAAAAAGAAAACGAUUAUCGUGUCUUUAAGAGGUACUAGAUCUAUUUUUGAUAGUUAUACUGAUAUUAAAGUUGACAUGACAAGUUAUAGCAACUUAAACAUUCAUUUACCCAAAUGUGGAACUCAUUGUAAAGUUCAUCAAGGUUUCUAUGAUUACUAUUUACAUACUUUACUCAAUAUCCAUAGAAUUCUAGAUAAAGAAUUGGUUGAUGCAUCAGAAGAUUAUGAAUUAUUAAUAGUUGGUCAUUCAAUGGGUGGAAGUGUUGCCUUGUUAUUGGCAUUACAUUAUCUUGAUUUAGGAUUUGAUAAAUUAACAGUAAUAACUAUGGGACAACCAUUAGUGGGGAAUAAGGAAUUUGUUAAUUGGGUUGAUUUGGUUAUGGGAAGUUAUAAUCCCCCCAUUCAUAAUUCAUUUUCAAGAAAAUAUUUUAGAGUGGUACAUAAAGAUGAUAUUGUAGCUACCAUUCCUAAUAGUGAUGGUUUAUUAAAUCAAUAUUCACAAUUUGACAAUCAAAUAUAUUUGAAUUGUUCAUCAUCAACUUCAAUGCCUUCACCAAAACAAGUGGUGGAUUGUGUAUUUGGAGAUAAUUCAAAAUGUAUUAAAAGAGAUUUUCAAGGGAUAAGACUAAUAGACUACAUGAGUAAAGAUUAUUUCAGAAGUCAUAAUACAUAUUUCAGGCGACUAGGAAUGUGUGGAAUGAAAAUAAAGUAAAUAAAUAAAUAAUUAAUAUA
Molecule: messenger RNA, 1188 nt
Organism: Scheffersomyces coipomensis
Lineage: Eukaryota; Fungi; Ascomycota; Pichiomycetes; Serinales; Debaryomycetaceae
Exons: 1
Coding region: 95-1168 (357 amino acids)
Biological process (GO): lipid metabolic process
Source: RefSeq, a predicted model, not a curated record